UCUUCUGCCAACAACCACAUUUCAAAGUAGAAUGGCGACAGCUAUAUGUGGCCACCCGUCGAUUGGCAGCAGCAGUAAACCGGCCAAAAUACGCCGAGAACAGCGAAGGAGAACCAAAGACUCCAAAAGGAGACAAGCGGCUUUGCUUUUUCUCAACAAUAUCUCACUCGACGGGCGACCUCAGUGUCACUUUAACGAUGAAAAUGCAGGCCGAAAAAGCACAGAGCAACAGCGACUCGGGGACGCCGUCUCAGAUCUCACGUCCCCGCCUCCAGAUAGCCAAGGGUCGGUGUCGCAGGUGACAGACCCCGCUCCUUCGGCCGGGAGCUCUUUCUCCAGUUUUUCUGGAGUCUUCGGUCCUUCGGUGAAGUCUGCCGAGGCAGCUGUAAUCGGUGCCAACGAGGUGUUUUUAGAAGGUGGCGGUACAGCGGAGAGUCCAGACGCCCCUCUGUCCGCCUUGACCGGCGGUCAGCAGCAGACCUCCAGAGUCAGGUCAACCCCCGCACAGAGCCCUCUUCCGGCCGUCUCUUCUCUGGAUUCUCGACCCAGAUUGAGGAAUGUAUCCGGUUCUCCUGGACCCAAGGUGCCAAAGAAGGUCCACUUCAUCAAGAAUAUGAGGCAGUACGACACCAGGGGGUGUAGGAUCAUGCUGAUUUGUGCCAAGCGGUCGCUAUACGCUGCUUUCUCAGUGCUGCCCUAUGGAGAGAUAUCUCACCUCAGUGAUACCAAACAGGAGGCGCAGAGAAGGCAGUCCUCCGUGGUGGCAGCUGACCUGCUUCCGUCCCUGGAAGGUGUGGAGCCGGACGCAUGUGGCCAAACUGUGUCAUAUGCUCGGUUCCUCUAUCCAACCAACGCCUUGAUGAGACAGAAGAGCAGCAGCAUGCCAGAAACCUGCACGCCUCAGACCCCGCCCGUGCGUCUCCGUGGUAACGCUCCGAGGCCGCACCCCGCACGUGUAAAUAAUUCUGUAACCCAUGAACCAUGUGUCGACGAGGUGACGGAGUAUGACCCCAACCUGCUGAGUGACCCCCAGUGGCCCUGUGGGCGGCACAAGAGGGUUCUUAUAUUUGCAUCGUAUGUGACGACCGUUAUCGAGUACGUAAAACCGUCAGACCUGAAGAAGGACAUGAACGAGACCUUCAAGGAGAAGUUCCCACACAUCCUGCUGACGCUCAGCAAGAUAAGAAGCCUGAAGAGGGAGAUGCGGGCCGUGAGCGAGGAGUGCGCUCUCCAGCCGGUCACCAUAGCGAUGGCGUUUGUUUACUUUGAGAAGCUGGUGCUGCAGGGUCGCCUCAACAAGCAGAACAGGAAGCUGGUGGCUGCGGCGUGCGUUCUGCUAGCAGCGAAGAUCAGCAGCGAUCUGAGGAAACCUGAAGUCAAACAGCUCAUUGAUAAGCUAGAGGAGCGUUUUCGUGUAAACAGACGGGAGUUGGUUCCUCUGGAGUUCCCGGUGCUGGUUGCCUUGGAGAUGGGACUCUACCUGCCCGAGAGUAAGGUGAUGCCACACUACCGUCGACUGGUGCAGCAAGGCUAGUUUGGAGCACGCCGGAAAUGUUAUGGCUGGGUGUUAUUUCUGUUAUUUCUAUUUGUCUGGUGUGGAGUGGAGUGGAGUGGACUUAUGUGUGUUGGUUGCUAUGACCGUCCUGAGCUCUACAUUAGAGACAAACCACAAGCACAUUUGUGUGCUUCGUUUUGGUGCUUUUGUGGUAUUUUGGUUUUGUGCUCUUUUUGGAUUCUGCACCUUUUGCCAUUUCUAGAUUUUUUUUUAAUCAAGGAUUCAAACAAUUGAUUUAAAGUCACUGUGACGUUGAUGCAGUUUUAGCUCUUUCAAUGAACCGACAUUGUUACGUGUAUCUUAUGGCAGCUCUGCGCUACUUUAAUGUUUGUCUCCACUUUAACUGACGAGGUCACCUGUAAGGAUUACUGUGAAGUGUGUGUUUGACACAACACACUGGGAUUCAAUCCCGUGUGGCUCAUUGGCACAUCUUUUAUUUCUCAGGAAUUUUGCUUUGUGACGUCUUUAGCUGUCGUGUCAAAGCAAACCCAAAGAACCCGUCAUCAGCCCUCCCAUAGAGGAGAUGUUGUGAUGAACGUUGUCCGAUGUAUAAAAGUGCCUAAACUCCGGCUGGGGAUGACUUGAGUGGAGACUAAAGGAAUGUUAUUUAUUGUGUAUUGUGGUGUUUCUGUAAACAUCUUAAAUAUGUAAAACUACUGAAAAUGUUCUUGAAUGUUGGUGUAAAAUUUUUCAGAUUUACGUAUGGUUAUGACUUAACAUAAACUUCAUGAUGUCUGCUGGUUUCUUGCUUUUUACUGCUUUUACUGCAGACAUGCAGCAUUGUAUCAUAGAUUUAUUUUUCAAACAUGUUGAGGAAGCUGAGACAUCUAAAUAAAUACAUCAUAUUUUCCAAAAUGGA
Molecule: messenger RNA, 2414 nt
Organism: Doryrhamphus excisus (bluestripe pipefish)
Lineage: Eukaryota; Metazoa; Chordata; Actinopteri; Syngnathiformes; Syngnathidae
Gene: cables2a
Product: Cdk5 and Abl enzyme substrate 2a
Biological process (GO): regulation of cell cycle
Source: RefSeq, a predicted model, not a curated record